This is a messenger RNA of Globicephala melas (long-finned pilot whale), 1536 nucleotides long. It is a transcript of the gene CYP8B1, whose product is annotated as cytochrome P450 family 8 subfamily B member 1. Gene Ontology annotation, molecular function: heme binding; iron ion binding; sterol 12-alpha-hydroxylase activity. NCBI's taxonomy places the organism in Eukaryota, Metazoa, Chordata, Mammalia, Artiodactyla, Delphinidae. The record is from RefSeq and is a predicted model, not a curated record.
AUGGUGCUCUGGGGUCUGGUGCUGGGAGCUCUGAUUGUGGCCACUGUGGGGUACCUGUGCCUGCAGGAGCUGCUCCGGCAACAGAGACCCAAGGAGCCCCCUCUGGAUAAGGGCUCCGUGCCCUGGCUGGGCCAUGCUUUAGCUUUCCGGAAGAAUAUGUUUGAAUUUCUGAAGCACAUGCGGGCUAAACACGGGGACAUAUUCACGGUGCAGCUAGGGGGCCAGUACUUCACCUUUGUCAUGGACCCUCUCUCCUUUGGCCCCAUCCUCAAGGAUACGCAGAGAAGACUAGACUUUGUGGAGUAUGCGGAAAGCCUGGUGCUAAAGGUAUUUGGAUACCGCUCCUUGCAGGGAGACUACCAGAUGAUACACUCAGCCAGCACCAAGCACCUCAUGGGGAAUGGCUUGGAGGAGCUCAACAAAGCCAUGCUGGACAGCCUGUCCUUGGUUAUGCUGGGGCCCACGGGCCCCAGUCUGGAUGCCAGUAGCUGGCGUGAGAAUGGCCUCUUUCACUUCUGCUACAACAUCUUGUUCAAGGCCGGCUACCUGGGCUUGUUUGGCUACACAAAGGACAAGGAACAGGACCUGCUACAGGCAGAGGAAUUAUUCGUGCAGUUCCGCAAGUUCGACCGCCUGUUCCCCAGGUUUGUCUACUCCCUACUGGGACCCCGGGAGUGGCUGGAAGUGGGCCGGCUCCAGCGUCUCUUCCAUAAGACGCUCUCUGUGGAACACAACAUGGAGAAGUACGGCAUAAGCAACUGGAUCACCUAUAUGCUUCAGUUUCUGAGGGAGCAGGGAGUCGCCCCAGCCAUGCAGGACAAGUUCAACUUCAUGAUGCUCUGGGCCUCCCAGGGUAACACAGGGCCUACCUCUUUCUGGGUCCUCCUGUUCCUCCUGAAGCAUCCAGAAGCCAUGCGGGCUGUGAGGGAGGAGGCCACCCAGGUCCUGGGAGGGGCCAGGCUGGAGGCCAAGCAGUCCUUCAACUUUAAUGUCGGUGCCCUGCACCGCAUGCCGGUGCUGGACAGCGUGAUGGAGGAGACACUGCGGCUGAGGGCCGCGCCGACCCUCCUCAGGGUGGUGCACAGUGACCACAGCCUGAAGAUGGCCAAUGGGCAGGAGUACCUGCUCCGCAAUGGAGACAUCCUGGCCCUCUUCCCUUAUCUCUCAGUGCACAUGGACCCCGACAUCCACUCGGAGCCCACCACCUUCAAGUACGAUCGCUUCCUCACCCCCAGCGGCAGCCGAAAAGUAGACUUCUACAAGGCAGGCAAGAAGAUCCACCACUACACCAUGCCAUGGGGCUCAGGUGUCUCCAUCUGCCCUGGGAGGUUCUUGGCCCUCAGCGAGAUGAAGCUCUUUGUCCUGCUCGUGGUCACACACUUUGACCUGGAGCUGGUGGACCCUGACACACCUGUGCCACCCGUGGACCCCCAGCGCUGGGGCUUUGGCACCACACAGCCCAGCCACGAGGUGCGAUUCCGCUACCGCCUGCGCCUGUGGAGUGAGCUCUGCCCAGGUGGCCGCAAGCCUGGCUAG